AUGACUACACGCUACAGAGUGGAAUACGCGCUGAAGGAGCAUCGUCGAGACGGUCUUAUUGAGUGGAUUAAGGGGCUUUUGGCGACCCCGUUUGUGCUCUACGCGGUCAAAUCGAACGGCAUUUCUGCCGUUGAUGAUUUGAUGGUCAAUUCGGAAGCGAAACGACGCUACGCGGAGAUUUUCCAUGACCUGGAACUCCUCAUCGACGACAAUAUCGAAAUGGCUAAAUCAGGUACUCCUGAACAGUCUCGUUUGGUCCAGCUAGUUCCUGGAGUUGGAAGUUUCUUCACUAGGUUGCCGUUGGAGAAAGCUUUCUAUAUUGAAGAUGAGCGACGUGCAAUUAGCAAACGACGUUUGGUAGCACCGUCUUUCAACGACAUCCGUUUGAUCCUCAACACAGCCCAGCUUUUAGAGAUGUCUCGGUGUUUCCAUUCCAAAACCUCGGAAUAUUUGAAAUUGCAACUAAUCACCUUUGAUGGAGAUAUCACGCUGUACGACGACGGCCAGAACUUUGACGCCAAGUCACCGAUCCUCCCGCACAUGAUCCAAUUGAUGGCCAAGAACCUGUACGUCGGUAUUGUCACCGCGGCUGGAUACAGCGACGGGUCCAAAUAUUACGAGCGUCUGAAAGGUCUUAUCGACGAAGUCCAAACAUCGCCGUUGUUGACCGACUCCCAAAGAGAUAACCUGCUCAUAAUGGGAGGUGAAGCCAACUACCUAUUCCGAUACAAUCACCAACAGAAACAACUACAAUUCUACUCCAAAGACCAAUGGUUGCUCGAAAACAUGCAAAACUGGUCCGAAAAGGAUAUCAUCGAGACGCUGGACUUUGCACAGGACAUCCUCAACGAACUUAUCCACAAACUCGACCUGGCUGCCAUAGUCGUCCGCAAAGAGCGUGCCGUCGGCAUGGUGCCGCUUCCGGAGGUCAAUUUGGUCAGAGAACAGCUUGAAGAAGUUGUCCUUCGCGUCGAUAAGCGUCUCAAACUCUACCCACCAUCCAAGAAGAUCAGAUGGUGUGCAUUCAACGGCGGCUCGGACGUCUGGGUUGACAUCGGUGACAAGUCGUACGGUGUACGGGUGUUACAGGAGUUUAUCAGGUCGAACGACAAGGUGGCAGCAAUGCCAGAAAACACGCUGCACGUUGGCGACCAGUUCAGUUCUCUGGGGUCUAAUGACUAUGCCAGUCGCACUGCUGCUACAACCUGCUGGGUGUCGAGCCCUACCGAAACGAAAAACUUGCUCAUCGACCUCAAUAACUAUAUCAACGAUAGAGCUACGUACUGA
Molecule: messenger RNA, 1287 nt
Organism: Ogataea philodendri
Lineage: Eukaryota; Fungi; Ascomycota; Pichiomycetes; Pichiales; Pichiaceae
Exons: 1
Coding region: 1-1287 (428 amino acids)
Biological process (GO): nucleotide metabolic process; nicotinamide riboside biosynthetic process; inosine salvage
Molecular function (GO): magnesium ion binding
Source: RefSeq, a predicted model, not a curated record